AUGAACGGAAAUCCUAGUCGCACUUAUGAAUAUUAUAAACAACAUGACGACAAUGAUACACCUAAAACCAUUUCUCAGGAUAUAGCGACUGCACCUUGGUAUACAUCAGGAGGCGAAGAUGGUUUAGACCAUUUAAGAAUUUCUUCAUUUGCUCAGCAAGUACAAACAGAUCGAAACGUUGGCAUUAAACACGGAUAUACAUCGAAAAAAGUCUCAAAAUGGAAGCCAGGAUGCUGUAAAAAUUGUGGAUCUGAUCAACAUACAGAAAAAGACUGCCCAGAAAGGCCAAGAAAAGUAAACGCAAUUGUACGUGGUGAAGGAAUAUACUCUGGAAAGAAAGUUUAUCAGCAAGCAUUAAGUUACGAAGCGAAAAGAGAUAAUUACGCGAAUUACAGUGGCAGUAGAUGGCUUGUUGACUCAAAACAGGCUUCGCUAUACAAAGCCAAGAUCCUAGCGCAGUCAACCGAUGUAAAUGACAAAGUUGAAAUUCGAGCCACAUUUGGGUCGAGAUCCAGCCGAAAUAGACAAGAUACAGCUGACUACAUUAAGAAUAUAGAUAAUGACACACCGGAUGUUCUCAAGGAAGACUCCAAAUUCGUUGGACCAGAAGAAGGAAAAAGCGAAAAACAGGAAGUCGAUGUAAAAUUUUCCUGGGAAGAAGGAGCUGUUAAACCAAAGAAGGUGACGAAGGAUUUGACCGAAGAGGCUAUGAAACAGUCGCAGAGGGAGUUCAUGGAAAGGAAGAAGCUGAUGUCGACCCUGAUCCAGCAGAACGAAGAGAAAGAAGAAGAAAUUCCAAAGAGCGAAAGAUACGGAAACAUGGAAGACGUCUUUGUCAACGGACACACUUCUGUCUGGGGCUCCUUCUUCUGCGCGGGACAGUGGGGCUACGCAUGCUGCAAACAGACAGACAGAAACUCUAUUUGUACAGCUCAGAAAGACUGA
This is a messenger RNA of Trichomonas vaginalis G3, 945 nucleotides long. RefSeq names its product RNA splicing. The coding region runs from base 1 to 945 and encodes 314 amino acids. Gene Ontology annotation, molecular function: pre-mRNA 3'-splice site binding; zinc ion binding. The transcript has a single exon. Gene Ontology annotation, cellular component: spliceosomal complex. NCBI's taxonomy places the organism in Eukaryota, Parabasalia, Trichomonadida, Trichomonadidae. Gene Ontology annotation, biological process: mRNA splicing, via spliceosome. The record is from RefSeq and is a predicted model, not a curated record.